Molecule: messenger RNA, 3561 nt
Organism: Trypanosoma conorhini
Lineage: Eukaryota; Euglenozoa; Kinetoplastea; Trypanosomatida; Trypanosomatidae
Product: cullin
Exons: 1
Coding region: 1-3561 (1186 amino acids)
Biological process (GO): protein ubiquitination; ubiquitin-dependent protein catabolic process
Cellular component (GO): cullin-RING ubiquitin ligase complex
Molecular function (GO): ubiquitin protein ligase binding
Source: RefSeq, a predicted model, not a curated record
AUGUCGCUUUCGCUCGGUCCAACCAGCAUUAGUAGCAGGCGGCAUGAAAGUGGCGGGAGCCGUGGCGAUGGCAAACGAACUGGUUCUUCCCGCAUUCGCGAGUCAGACGUCUUCGCGCAGCUGCAGGAUCGGCCCUCGGUGGAGGACCUCUGGCCCGGCGUGGAGAGUUACCUCGUGCAGGCGGCCCACACGAUACGCACCGGGAGCGUCGAACUGAUGGACCGGCUGCGGGACGUGAGACACCGCAUGAACUGGUACGCCGUGAUCUACUCCGUGUGCAGCGUACACCCGCAGAAGUCGAGUGAAAUUUACCAGCACUUGUCGCUCUUCCUUUUGAACGACUUGGAGGUCAACGUUCUGCGGCCGCUUCUCGAACAAGGCACCGCCAGUGGCUCAUCGUCGUCGUCGAGCUUGUGCCAGCAGUUCGUGCAGCAGUACCGACUCUUCAUGGCAUUCCGCCGCGUCGUUCUCUCCUGCUUCAGUUACUUGGAUCAGUACUUCACUGCGAAGUUUCGUCUUGACCCGGUGACGGCGUUGUGCGUAAAGAUGUUUUACGUCGUGGUGUAUGAGCCCAUCAAGGAGGCGUUGGUGGCGGAGAUGCUGGAGUUGGCAAAUGCGGCGCGGACGGCGCAGCUUCGUGGCAGUGCGGUGUCGUCGGCAGGCAGCGACGUGCAGGAGACAAUUGCGGCCAUUGUGGAGAUUUUAACCACAGUGAAGGCCUUCUCAACCCCGUGCGACGCGGCCGCGCAGAGUGCACGACCCCACCCCAAAGAGGAUGCCGCAGGCCCUUGCAGCUUCGCGCAGGGCAGAGGCGAGGGGAGCCGCGUGCCCGCUGCGGCCGCCGCUGGGCCAGAGCGCAGGCAGGGCGCGACAGCAGAGCCGAGGUGUGACGUGCCUCGUGCGCAUGGCCUCUCCACGGAGUCCUGUUCGAGGAGAGGCGGCGACAGUGAUCAAGACCGAAUGCGGCAACGGACCGCCAGUGAAGGCCACAGCGGCAGCUCCUCAGCAGCGGAAUGGGAUGCAAUGGCAGUGAAAGCGUUUAGUGCUACCCGUAUGCUGCGCGAGAUGCUUGAGAGGCGUGGACUUGCCGAACUGGUAACGGGUCAUUUGGUGACAAACCCCAGUGGCAAGAAGGGUCUUCAAAACAGCGGCGGUGUUGUUGGAGGUGCUGCUGCGGGUGGUGGUGUUACAACGUGGCCAGUGGAUUCCGUGGGGGUCGUCAUUGUCGACGUCGUGCAGCCGCUACAUUCUCUCAUCUUCGCAGACUUUGGCCUGCGGUACGUGGAGGCCGCCGAGGCGUACUACCGAAAACAGCGUGCGAUGCAGCUCAGCCUGCCUGAAGGCUGGAUUAACUACAUAUCGUGGGUCCAACGCUGCCUUGCGGUGGAGCGCGUGCUACUGCGGGACGUGAACGCGCCACAGCUUCCCAGUGCUCUGCGGAGGCGAAUGAAUCACGUCCUUCUAGUGGAGGUCCAUCGGUUGAUUAUUCUUGCGAAGGAGACUGGCUUCCGUGCCCAGUUGGAUGCGUGGGACAGCCUUACCUGGCGGGGCGCCGCUACCACGUUGAACGACGUGGCUUCCACUUCCUCCGCUUCGACGGGGGCGGCAGUGUUGGGAGAUGGCAGCGACGUGGACGCUGCCACGGCGUCGGCCGCGUGCGUCGUAGCACCGCCGACAAAUCCGUGGGAGCGGCUCCCGCAGGAGGAGCUUGGACGCCGCAUAAAAGACUUCGUUACAACCUUUCUCAGUACGCAGGAUGAGGCGUGCUGGACGUUGCUGGCCAGCGAAUUCGCGAGCAAAGUAGUCAUGGACACUGUCGCGCUGUUCCUCGCCUACAUGUCCCAAGUGGAGGCGUUGACGCAGCAGCAGCAGCCGCCGCCGCAUGAGGAGGAAGCGCUGCUGAGGCCGCCGCAGGCGCGACAGCGGAAGACGGUCCUGCCCCUGAGUCGGCGGCGGCGGCUGCUGCUGCUGGCGAAGAGGGGGGAAGCUGUGCCAGCGGACCCGGAGCCGUUGACGCAGCAGGGUCUGGCGAUGGGACUUAUUGGCGACCUUGUGGAUGUGUCGACGCACUACACUGACCUUAUUUGCGACAAGUUUAAUGAGCACCCACCGAUGCAGCUGGCGAUGGGCGACGCGUUGCGUGAGGUGUUAAACCCAGAUCGAUGGGGGCAGCUCGUGGUGGGGGGCACGAUGCAUGCCGGCGUCUCUGCUCUUGCACGAGGGGAGUUGCCGAGCGUUCUCCUCAACCAUGACGCCGUGAAGAGAACGCUGGGUGUGCUGAGGCGGUUGACCACCAUGCGUGGAACAAAGGAGAUUGCUGUGCCGCAGUUCUUUGCCCUGUACUGUGACCAACUUUGCCGGCGGGAACUCGACGACGGCGUGACAGACCCCGUAGAUCACGUCGUCUACCUCAUCACACUUCUGGACGACAAGGACGUUUUCUUUGAGCACUAUAAACUCCUCUUGGCACGUCGUCUGCUGUUUUUACCGUCGGCACAGCUCAAUAUGGAUCGAGAACAUGCAUUGAUGCAUAAGCUGCGCCAAGCCCUGGGACGCACGAUGACGUACAGUCUGGAGGCCAUGUUGCGGGACCAUGAAGCAAAUGCGAGUAUGAAUGAGGAAUUCCUGCGGUCCGAUGUUUGCCUUGCAUUACGGACGAAGCUGCGGGUGCAGGUCCUUACCGCGGUGCACUGGCCGACCUAUCGCGUGCUGCCCCUCGCCCCAUGUGACUCGCUCGCCCGCGCAAUGAAGGCCUUCACGGAUUACUACAUUGCGGUACAUCCAUCCCGUAUGCUGCACUGGAUCCACACGCUCGGAUCCGCGACGCUGCACGCCGUGUUCCCAAAAGGCAACAAGGAAGUGGUUGCCAACACCCUGCAGGCACAUAUACUUCUUUUGGUGAGCGACGCGUGCAACGCCGACGGCGGUCCUGCGGCGGUCAGUCCGGGGAACAGUGCGGGUCAAGCGACCGCGACGCGGUGGCGUUCGCUUUCCGGUCGAGAGAUCUCCGCGGCGAUGGGAGUGGAGUUUCGCGACAUUUACAUUUAUCUUGCCCCGCUCGUGCAGCACAAACUCUGCAAUCUUCUGCUACGCGUGGGGCCAGCAGCCGUAGCCGGUGCAGGGCCAACAACCCCAUCGCCGUCACUACCCCGCGCAGAGGCGGCGGCGGUCGUGCCUGUGCCUGGGCGGCUGCUGCCCGAGGACAGAUUUACACUGAACUUCGAUUACGCCCACAGGCUGCGCAAGUUCAAGCUCCCUGUUGCACGUUCCACGCGAGGCGAUGAGUGCGAGGGAGCCGCGUUGGACCCCCCGUCUGCAGACAGGAGAGCGAGUGCUCUCUCCGACGGAAUUGAGGUGUCGCGGCGACUUCAGAUGGAUGCUGCCAUUGUGCGCGUUAUGAAGAGCCGACGUGCGCUGCGGUACUACGAGCUUCUGGAGCUUACGCUACAACAGCUCUCCAAACACUUUGUUCCCCCGUGCAAGAUCCGUAAAGACGCAGGUGGAGGAUCUUGUCUGUCGCGGCUUCCUGCGACGAAGCGAGACAGACGCCUCCGUAUUUGA